This is a messenger RNA of Phoenix dactylifera (date palm), 893 nucleotides long. RefSeq lists its product as uncharacterized. The record is from RefSeq and is a predicted model, not a curated record. Lineage: Eukaryota; Viridiplantae; Streptophyta; Magnoliopsida; Arecales; Arecaceae.
GUAUGUAUAUGCCGCUCGGAACUCUAGACCUCCCAAAACCCCCAGCCAUGGCCUCCUCCUCUAACCCUGAUCUCCCUUUCCUUUUCUCCCUCUCAUCCCUCAUAUUCCUCCUCCUCGCCGGCGGAACCGCUGCCACCAUGGAGGCGGCGCCGACGUCGCCAACGUCGCCGUCGAACGGGACGACGAUUUACGAGCUGCUGCCGGAGUACGGCCUCCCGUCGGGACUCCUUCCGGACACGGUGAAGUCCUUCCAGCUCGGCAACGACGGAAUCUUCGUGGUGGAGCUGGAGGGCCCCUGCUACGUGCAGUUCGAGUACCUGGUCUACUACGAGCCCCGGAUCACCGGCGUCGUCAAGUACGGCAGCAUCGAUGAGCUCCGCGGAAUCCAGGUCCGCCGCUUUUUCCUCUGGUUCGACGUUGACGCCAUCAAGGUCGACCUCCCGCCCUCCGACUUCAUCUACUUCGAGGUCGGCUGGAUCACCAAGCAGCUCCCAGUCGGCCAGUUCGAGACUGUCCAUUCUUGCCAGGACAACGGGCUGGCCGGCCGGGUGAGGAGGGCCGCCGAUAGUUUACUUCAGAGCAUCCUCAUUCCUUAACUUUAGUGGAAAAGUGAUGUAGACCAUAUGCACCAGCAAGUGGCAUGUGAAAAGCUCCCAGAUCUCGUGAGAAAGCCAAGUAUGCUGGUCGCGAAAUAAAUAAAUCUAGAGAUCACUCCUUCGUAUUUGGUAUGUCUGAGGCAUUGUAUGGUAUCUUUCUCAAGUCCAAGGAACUUGUACUAUUCUGCUAAUCUGGAGAUUUAUAGCCAGAAAAACCUUGUUGUGGAUUAGAUAGAUAUACAUAGUAAGAAACAUCAUUUCUAAGCUGCAAUUGGAUUUGUAGGUGCUUUUUUUUUU